UUCCGGUAGUGCUGGUAUCGCUGUCCUGUGUUACAUACAUAGAACAGGCUCCUGUUUCUGUUCAGAUACUGGGUACCCGUUCUUCUCAUGUCGCUUCCUCGCGGGGUUUUGGUGAAUCGGUUAAAUAAACUACCGAAAAAGAAAGAGUGCGUUGCAGCUUUGCUACAUGUGGUAACCGGGGUUCACGCAACCUUUCGUUACGCUCUACCUUAUUGAUCAGUAGCCUGUAGAGGUCCAGGUCCGAGGAAAGAUGAGCCUGUGCGGCAAAGAGUUGUCCAACUUGCUGGGCAUCAUGACAGAGGAGGCUUGUGGAAACACAUUUGAGGGCCUCUCCUCCGCUUUCCACCACUACUUCUCUAAGACGGACCACUUCCGGGUAGGCUCGGUGUUAGUGAUGCUACUGCAGCAGCCCGACCUGCUACCUACUUCUCCGCAGCGCAUUACCGCUCUCUACUUGCUGUGGGAGAUGUACCGCACUGAGCCGCUAGCCGCUAACCCUUUCGCUGCUAUAUUUGCACAUUUACUAAACCCGCCACCGCCAGCUACAGAGGAGGCAGAGAGGCUGCUGUCAGGGUUUUUACCACCUAUAACACCUCCCGAAAAAUUCUUCCUUUCUCAACUGAUGCUGGCACCACCAAGGGAACUGUUUAAAAAGACACCUCGUCAGAUCGCUGUAAUUGAUGUAACCAACCUUGCUCAACCAGUGGACAUCAGUGGGCUCCAGUUAGCCCUUGCUGAGCGCCAGUCUGAGCUCCCCACACAAAGCAAAGCCAGUUUCCCCAGCAUCCUAAGUGACCCAGAUCCAGAUUCCUCAAACUCAGGCUUUGACAGCUCUGUUGCCUCUCAGAUCAUAGAAGCUUUGGUCAGUGGCCCAAAACCACCAAUUGAAAGCCAUUUUCGUCCAGAGUUUAUCCGGCCCCCUCCACCUCUUCAUGUUUGUGAGGAUGAGCUGGCCUGGCUGAAUCCUAUAGAACCUGAUCAUGCCGUCAAAUGGGACAGAUCCAUGUGUGUUAAGAACAGUACCGGUGUAGAGAUCAAGCGUAUCAUGGCCAAAGCUUUUAAAAGCCCGUUGUCCUCCCCUCAGCAGACACAGCUCCUUGGAGAAUUGGAAAAAGACCCAAAGCUAGUUUAUCACAUUGGCCUUACUCCUGCUAAACUUCCAGACCUGGUGGAGAACAAUCCGUUAGUGGCUAUUGAGAUGCUGCUCAAAUUAAUGCAAUCAAGUCAAAUUACUGAGUAUUUUUCUGUACUGGUCAAUAUGGACAUGUCUUUGCAUUCCAUGGAAGUUGUAAAUCGGCUCACAACUGCAGUUGACCUUCCACCUGAAUUUAUUCAUCUCUAUAUUUCCAAUUGCAUAUCUACAUGUGAGCAGAUUAAGGAUAAGUAUAUGCAGAAUCGGUUGGUGCGAUUAGUUUGUGUCUUCCUUCAGUCAUUGAUUAGAAACAAAAUCAUAAAUGUACAAGACUUGUUUAUAGAAGUGCAGGCUUUUUGCAUAGAAUUCAGCAGGAUACGAGAAGCUGCUGGCUUGUUCAGAUUAUUGAAGACUCUGGAUACAGGAGAGACACCAUCAGAAGUAAAACCUGCAAAAUAAGUGACUUGUUGCUCUGAUUACCGUGACAGUUCAAAUGCUAAUAGUGUCUUGUAAAUGACUCUGUUGUGUUUCUUUUUAAAGAUUUAUUGGAGUCUGCUAAAUAGUUUUUCACCUCUACAUUUUCAAGCAGCAUUUUGUCCACCAAAAAUAUUCCCUUUUCAAAAAUCUUUCAAGACUAAUUUGAGAGAAAUGUAUACUUCAGAAAGUAAGAUUUUUUUUUUUUUUUUAUCACACAGCAUUAUUUGGAAGCUGCAUAGCAUUUUGCAGACUCAUUUUUUUUUUGACAGACCAGUCAAUGCAUAGAGUUUGUUUCUAGUGUGAGGAAUUAUGGUCAAGCCAACUAAAUUGUGCUCAAAGGACUAGUUUGUAUUACCAUUGUCAGUCUUUCAGUGCUAACUGACAUAUUUUUUUGAUUCCAAUUAAAAUUGUACGUUUAAUUUAAAAUUCAUUUAUUAUUUAACUCUUUUUUUUUUUUUUUAAUUUAAACUCAUUUGGGAGUUGAAUGAAAUUCUAGAAAACUUCAACAAGGAAAUGCACAGUGUACAUAUUUUAGCUUUAUAUGUUAAACUCUUAAUUGAUGUCAUUUUUCUGCUUCUAAAUAUAAUUGGACGUCUGACAUAUGAAGCAUCUUUAUUUUAGGCAUAAUAGAUUUGUAUACUCAAAUCCAUUGUUAUAUUAACAAUGAAACUAGCAAAGCUAAUGUUAUUUUCUAGCAACUAUGAUUACUUUUAGUAAUCCAAAGGGUUACUCUCUCCAAUGGAGCCUGCCCUUGCCAGUACAAAACCUCAAACAGUAUUGAGAACUCAAUCUUUGUGCAAGUAAUUUUUAUUCUGGCACAACCUAGUUUGGAUAGUUCUGAACCUCCUGAGGCCACGAAAGAGUAGGAUCACAUUAAAUUCUGCGCUUACAGUCUUGUGUUGAUUAAUUCAUUUGCACAAAAUACUAAUUGCUGCAGGAUUAUGUUUCAUUCUCCAUGGUAGCUGCGCUCUAAACUAAUAUGAGUUGGUAUGUAUGGUAUCACUUAACAAACUAUUGAAGAUAUUGAAACAUGAACAUAUCUUAAAUUAUUUUGGUGGUGUUAUUAGGUAGAACAAGUCUUACAAAAAUUAUAACCUAUACCAUCAGGUUUCUCCUUUCUAGUAUUGAAAACAUACUAAGUAAAAGUUUGUGCAAAACUGCAGAUAACCGUGUGUGUGUUUAUGUACAGUUAUAAUGUAAAUUACAUCUGAUCCUGACAUUACUUUUCUGUUUCCGUAUAUAUAUAUAUAUAUUAAAAAAAACAAAAAAAUUA
Molecule: messenger RNA, 2882 nt
Organism: Bombina bombina (fire-bellied toad)
Lineage: Eukaryota; Metazoa; Chordata; Amphibia; Anura; Bombinatoridae
Gene: CNOT11
Product: CCR4-NOT transcription complex subunit 11
Exons: 7
Coding region: 251-1591 (446 amino acids)
Biological process (GO): negative regulation of translation; mRNA catabolic process
Cellular component (GO): CCR4-NOT complex
Source: RefSeq, a predicted model, not a curated record